UAUUUUUACUCUUAGUAGAUCAGAAUGUCCAUAACAAGGAGCAGUCUGUUCCAAAGGGUUCUACUCCCCCUUUGAGCCUGAAGGGCUUUUUUUUUUUUCUUUUGGUCAGACAAUAUGUUGGUUUACAUUUAAGAUCUAUAAUACUUAGUUUGGUUUAAACAUUUUGUAUUCCCAGUCAACUUUUUUUGGUGAUGAGCUGGUGUUUUAAGAUUUGAUGUUGUUUUUCAUCAUUCAGAACAUUGCCUGAAGCAGGUCCACCAUGCCGUUAGUAACGAGGAACAUCGAGCCAAGGCACCUGUGCCGUCAGACGUUGCCUAGCGUUAGAAGCGAGCUGGAAUGCGUGACCAACAUCACCCUGGCAAAUGUCAUCCGACAGCUGGGCAGCCUGAGUAAAUAUGCAGAGGACAUUGUUGGAGAGCUCUUUACUCAGGCAAAUACCUUUGCCUCUCGGGUAAGCUCCCUUGCUGAGAGGGUCGACCGCCUACAAGUUAAAGUCACUCAGCUGGAUCCCAAGGAAGAAGAAGUGUCACUGCAAGGAAUCAACACCCGGAAGGCCUUCAGAAGCUCUACCAUUCAAGACCAGAAGCUUUUUGACAGAAACUCUCUCCCAGUACCUGUCUUGGAAACCUAUAACACCUGUGAUACUCCUCCACCUCUCAACAAUCUUACCCCUUACAGGGACGAUGGGAAAGAGGCACUCAAAUUCUACACAGACCCUUCGUACUUCUUUGAUCUUUGGAAGGAGAAGAUGCUGCAGGACACCAAGGAUAUCAUGAAAGAGAAGAGAAGGCAUAGGAGAGAAAAGAAAGAUAAUCCAAAUCGAGGGAAUGUAAAUCCACGUAAAAUCAAAACACGGAAGGAAGAGUGGGAGAAGAUGAAGAUGGGACAAGAGUUUGUGGAAUCCAAAGAAAAGCUGGGGCCUUCUGGGUACCCACCCACCUUGGUGUACCAGAAUGGCAGUAUUGGCUCUGUUGAAAAUGUGGACAGAAGCAGCUACCCACCGCCACCGCUGUCAGACUCCACCUCUCCGCCUUCUCCUUCCUUCUCUGAGGACAGCUUGCCUCCCCCACCAGCAGAAUUCAGCUGCCCAACAGACAGCAACCAAAGAGGGCCUGGCUUAGCUGGACCCAAAAGAUCCAGUGUGGUCAGCCCAAGCCAUCCACCACCAGCUCCUCCUCUGGGCUCUCCACCAGGCUCCAAACCCGGGUUUGCUCCACCACCUGCCCCUCCACCUCCACCUCCAAUGAUGAGCGUUCCACCCCCUCCACCGCCUGGAGGAUUUGGGCCUCCAGGGACCCCACCACCACCUUCACCCCCAUCUUUCCCACCUCACCCCGAUUUUGCUGCCCCUCCACCUCCUCCCCCACCGCCUGCAGCUGACUACCCGACUCUGCCACCACCUCCCUUGUCCCAACCAAUAGGAAGUGCACCUCCGCCUCCCCCUCCUCCCCCUCCCCCGGGGCCCCCUCCUCUCCUUUUCAGUGGUCCCAAUGUCCAGCCUGUCACACCACCACCACUUUCUGAUGCCACCAAGCCUAAGUCCUCCUUGCCUCCUGUGAGUGAUGCCCGCAGCGACUUACUUUCAGCCAUACGUCAAGGCUUUCAGCUGCGCAAGGUUGAGGAGCAGCAGGAACAAGAGAAACGAGAUGUCGUGGGCAACGAUGUAGCCACCAUCUUGUCACGUCGAAUUGCCGUGGAGUACAGCGACUCAGAAGAUGACUCCUCUGAGUUUGAUGAGGACGACUGGUCGGAUUAACUCUUUCUGCCUGCUGCCCUCCUCCUUUUUCUUUCCUCCUGCUGCCUUCUUUGAUGCAUAUCCCAACAGUCUGAUGCGGGGGGGGAAAGAGGAAAAAAGAAUUUCAAGGGGCCAAAGUCUUCCCUGAAGCAACCAAAGAUAUAUCCAAGUGCUUCCUCCAAAUCAACAUACAUUUUCCCAUCUCCCCAUGGACAGGCCCCAUGGGGGCUCCUGAGAUUCAGUAGCUGAGAUGUUCCCUCUUCCCUUCAAGUGACUGUUGCAUAUUGAAGAGAAGGCAGAACUCCAAAGCAGAUCCCUUUGAUUGGGUUUAGAUUGGAGUUGGUAUCUUCCUCUGGGAGCCAUUUUCAUCUGUAGUCUCCUUCCAAAAUCCUUACCCUUCAAAUAGUGCCAGCCAUCUUCUGGUCCUAAAGCCUGCAUGGGCACGGCUGGCCCCUUUCCCAUGCGCUGAGAGGGCAGAGCAGGCCACAUGCCCUAGCAGCCAGACUGCCACACCUUUGUGCCGUGGUCAGCAGGGUGAGCUAGCUACCUUUUGCUAAGCCAUCUCUGUCUCGGUGCGCUUUAUUCUAGGAGCCAUCAGGCCCUAAAGAGUGUCUCCCUCUCUACCCAGAAAUGGUGCCUUUCUGAAGGCUGAAGUUGUUGCCUCCCCUCAGGCUCUCUGCAGAGUGUGGUGUUCAAGUGUCCUUUAAAUACCCCUCCCUCACUACCAGGUGCUUUAGGCACCAGAGCCCAGUUCAAACCUCCAGUACCCAUGACCAAACUAGCCUUGACAGGGAUCUGGACCUCUGUUGGCCAUCAGGGGCCAAGCUUAGAGACUCGGAACUGCAGAACUGGAAGAAUGAUGGAACUCCUUGGAUCCUACCCUCUUAAUGAUGCUGGGAAAUGAUUUGCUUCAGGUCUUGAGGUCACACAGUUGGAUGGUGACAGAACUCUAGAGCCCAGAAUUCCUGGUUCCAAGUCACCUGUGCCUUCUGCGACCAAAUAGUGGGCACUUGGAGGAGUCCAGGUAGAGCAGUCUUGGCUCUUUACUACUCCAGACCUCACCAUAGGUGGGAGUCCCAGGAGGAGGACUCAGAGCCAGUGCCGGGCCUCUCAGUGCUGCUCAGACCCUUAUAGCCUGUCUUACAAUUCUUUGCUCCCCCUUUACUAUCGCCAUUGAACCACAUGGCCUUGGGAGCUGCCCUUCUGGGGGACCAAAGGUAGUGAGAGAAGGAAGGGGGUACGCAGCUUUGACAGGUGCUGCUUUCAAUUCCUCUGCAACUCGUCCCCCUUUUAUUUCCCCAAUUUAAGCAUAGGUUCUGCCAACUAUAGAAACUUCAGUCCCUCAGGCUGGUGGCUGCCGCAGGUAGCUGCCUAGGGGGGCCUGGCAGCUGUGAGGAGGGCUGAAAGGCUGAGGGGCUCUGGGUCUUGUUUCCAGCUCCCUCCUCACUGUGUGCCGUGAUGUUCCCUCCCUCACUCCCCCUUUUCCCAGAGCUAAUACACAGGUGCUAUUAUUCAGAAAAAAACUGGUCAGCUUUGGCCAACAGUGAGGUUUCUUCUCUUCUGCCCUAACUAUUGUGUAGCCUCUUAUGCUGAAACCGGCUUCUCCUGGCUUCUCCGGCUUUCAGAGCCCUGAAACAAAGAGAAACAGGAUCUGUCUCUACCCAGCACAGCAAAUGGUUGUAGUAAUUGCCAAAGCCCUCAUAAACCCCUCCGGCUUGAGGGGAGUGUGUAAUCAUGGGUACUACCGCUGUGCCCUGGCUGGAUGCUCCCCCUCUGCCUUCUUUCCUUGAACUCUAUCCUGGGGACUGAGCCUGUAGGGGCCAGCAUGCCCUCCUGCUGGGGCUACUGCAGACUGGACCCCCGCCCUCCCCAGAUCAGAUGUCUGCCAUGGGGCGGGCACCGUGCUCCGUGCUGGCCAUACCAGACUGUGUGUGCCCCCCACCUUGCUUCCCACCUUGUACUUAGGAAGCUGAAGGUGCUUUCUUCAGAACCCUAAAAUGGCUGUUGAAGGUGUCCCUGGCUGCAGCCCAGCAGUGGCUCGGAGAGGCAGGUGGAGGGCAGUGGUUCUCCCAAAUAGGAGUCCUGGGGCCUGGCCAGGCCAGGGUUCGGGCCUAAUGGCUUUGACUAAAUUACCCCCAUCCCCCUCCUUUCCGGAAAAGGGGGAGCCAGCGCCACUUGCUAUCAUUCUGCUCUGACCUUGAAGGGGGCGGUGUUGGCCUGGCUUCUGGAAUGGACACAGUCUGCCCUGGAAAGGGCUGGGGGCAGAAGGGGGGGCACUGCCUGCGGAAGGUAGGAUUAGAUCAUUAGCUCAGUGACCUCCUAGGGUUUCGAUGUGCUGUGUUCUCAUCCUACAGCUGGUUUGGUAAUGAUCUGCAAGUCCCGGAGAGCAACAGCACAGCUCUGCCUGACGCUCUCAUUAAAAUCUAUGCAGCCAAGCUCUGUGCUUUGUAGCAGCCGGUCUUGCGAAGCCUCCUCAGCUCGGGGGGCUGGGGACCCAGUCAGCUGAGAGGCCCUCUGGGCUCUAUUUAUGCAUAUGUGCACCAAAACAAAAUAAAACAAAAAACCCACAAUGCUUCUUUAAACCCGGAGCCCUUUAAGAUGAUAAAGGACCCUAUGCAGGUAAUUGUGCGUCUUUGGAAUCCUAUAAUUGUAGAAUGCAAAGUUUAGUGAUUAUUUAAACUGGGCUGAGGCUGGCAAGAGUGUGGAGCAGUAGUUCAUAAGGACUCUAAAGCGCUGAAGCUAAGGAGCCACCUCCCUUCCCUAGUUUGCCCAGCCCAGGGGACCUGCCCCCAUUCCUGUGGCCCAGGGACCCAGCUUCCAGUCGGCAGUGUCAGAAGUGACUUGUGGCUUUGCCACGGUUGUGAGAUGACUACAUUCCAAAGGAGCAGCCACAGGGAGGGGGCAGGCUCUGCGAUACCUUGGAGGCUCAGAGCAGCUGGCCCAAGCUCCAGCUCGCCUCCAACGGAAGCUCAAGCGCCCUCAGAAACGACCCUGGCCAAUGUCACCGCAGAGCCGAGGCAGUGUUGUCAGGGCUAAUGUGAAAUCUCUUCCCGUGGCGCCGAUCCUCCGGCUCUGCAGCGCCAGCUUGGACAGAUUGAGGUCUCUGUGGCUUUGGUGACCCUGCUUAAGCAUUCCCACCGUGUCCCAGCUUCGCUCUCAGCCUGCCUCCCUCCGCAGCCCCCCUCACCUGACCUCAGGGCCUGGGGAGGGGGCCAGUGCCCCAGGGCAAGGGGCUGUUGCUCAGGAGAGAUGUCAGGCUUCCUGGUGUCAUCAGGCUUUGAGCUCUACUGGGGUCCAGCAGACCUGGGACCAGGUGUCACUAGGAGAUAUGCCUCAUGCUGUGCCUCCAUGAGGGCUAGGGAACAAUUCUGUUAUUGUAUUAACUUGACUCAGUUAACUCACUUGAGAAACUAACCAAUUUUUACUUUCUGUCUAGAAUGAUGUACAUGUAGGAGAGUGAGCUAUAAUGCUCCCAAAGUGCCUUGUUUUCUCUGAUAUAAAUAUAUUUAUAAGGACCUAUUCCAGUGGAUUCUUGGGUGUGUUUGCCACAUCGAUUUUAGGGAGUGGGCGUAUAUGUAGUAGGGAUACAGUCUGGAAAUGGGUCCCUUUCCCCUCAGGGUGGGAGAGGAGAGGUGGGGGUUAGAGACCUGUGAGGGUGGGGUUAAAUCAAACCCCCGAGGUGACUCUUUCCUCUUCGCCCUACUCCUCUUAGGCUUAGAAGGACGUCCAGUUUUUUUAAAGCCCUGUGGCUCCAAGCCUGGUCUCAUUUGUUUCCCUGGCUGGCUCACGUGUGGACCACGUUAGCACCCCAUGGCCUGAGGAUUCCACGUAACGAUUUUAUGUUAUACGUGCAAAUAUGUAAAUGCCAACAUUUUAAAUAAUUUGAUAAAUCUUUGUAGCUGCUCAGCCA
Canis lupus familiaris (dog) is the source of this 5645-nucleotide messenger RNA. RefSeq names its product WASP family member 2 (gene WASF2). NCBI's taxonomy places the organism in Eukaryota, Metazoa, Chordata, Mammalia, Carnivora, Canidae. Gene Ontology annotation, biological process: actin cytoskeleton organization; positive regulation of Arp2/3 complex-mediated actin nucleation. Gene Ontology annotation, molecular function: protein kinase A regulatory subunit binding; actin binding; Arp2/3 complex binding. Gene Ontology annotation, cellular component: cytoskeleton. The transcript has 9 exons. The coding region runs from base 260 to 1756 and encodes 498 amino acids. The record is from RefSeq and is a predicted model, not a curated record.